CUGUUUUUACUUUUCCUUCCCGAAAAGGAGAAGGGAACCGCACGCCCUCAGCCUUUCGUUUCUGAUCUGCAACGACACCAGAGUGCAGAUCAGUCUCGGUAGGUCUGCAAAAUCCAAACGAUGGACGACGCAAGAUCAGUCUCGGUAGGUCCCACCUCAAACAAUCCUCUAUUUCACAUGUAGCACCUUCUCCAUGCGCCUGCGCAACACACACACACACUCUCUCUCUCUCUCUCUCUUCACGCUUCUCUCGGCGCCCGCGACUCAAAAAACACUUACCGGUAUUCUCUCUCUCUCUCUCUGACUCGGUGCAUAGUCUAGACCCUUCUCUCGGUUUUCAAAAGCUCUCAACCAAAAAUACUAGCAAAAUGGUCUACUCAAUCUCGGCGAUGCGAUCCCCGUCCGUUCCAUCGGUGUGCAACUGGUGUCGAUCCACCUCCAAUGGCAUUCGCAAUACUAAUAUCUCCCUCUUGCUGAAGAAGGAACCGUUUUAUCGGAAGGUCUUUGCACGAAUGUCUUCUCCUGAUUCUGAUUCCUCAUCAUUAAAGGUUGCCGCAUCUAAUAAAGUCCGAGUUCCUGGUGGCCAGGGAGAUGGUUCUUUAUCCUUGACAGAUCAGUUGGAAAACCCUGAAACAGGUCUGGAAGAUCACCUGGUAUUGCAUGAUGUAAAUGAUCCAACUAUUGAACAUGAAAAGAAGCUUGAGGAUGAAGAAAAGUUUGUUGAACCACCCAGUAGAUACCAUGAGAUUGAUAAUGAGCAAGAUUCUGCUUCUUCAACACUUGCUGGUGAGGAGGCAUCUGCUCCUAUUGAUGGGACAGAAAGUAUAGAAGAGGAUGAAGCUAGAACAAGAACCAUUCCCCCACCUGGCACUGGGCAAAGGAUAUAUGAAAUAGACCCACUUCUGAACAAUUAUCGCGAACAUCUUGACUACCGUUAUGGACAGUACAAAAGACUGCGUGACACAAUUGACAAAUAUGAAGGUGGUUUGGAGGUGUUUUCUCGUGGUUAUGAGAAAUUCGGUUUCACUCGCAGUGCCACAGGUAUAACUUAUCGAGAGUGGGCACCUGGAGCUAAGUCAGCAGCCUUGAUUGGGGAUUUUAACAAUUGGAAUCCUAAUGCUGAUAUUAUGACCCAGAACGAGUUUGGCAUUUGGGAGAUCUUUUUGCCAAAUAAUGCUGAUGGUUCUCCGCCAAUUCCACAUGGUUCUCGAGUGAAGAUCCGCAUGGAUACUCCAUCUGGCAUCAAGGAUUCCAUUCCUGCUUGGAUCAAGUUCUCUGUACAGGCUCCAGGUGAAAUCCCAUACAAUGGCAUAUACUAUGACCCACCAGAAGAGGAAAAGUAUGUAUUUAAGCAUCCUCGUCCCAAGAAACCGAAGUCAAUUAGAAUAUAUGAGUCACAUGUCGGAAUGAGUAGUACGGAGCCAAAAAUAAACACAUAUGUCAACUUCAGAGAUGAUGUGCUGCCACGCAUCAAAAGACUUGGUUAUAAUGCUGUUCAGAUCAUGGCUAUUCAAGAGCAUUCAUAUUAUGCUAGCUUUGGGUACCAUGUCACGAACUUUUUUGCCCCUAGCAGUCGGUGCGGAACUCCUGACGAUCUCAAGUCUCUAGUAGAUAGGGCCCAUGAACUAGGUCUGCUUGUUCUUAUGGAUAUCGUACAUAGCCAUGCAUCAAAUAAUGUGUUAGAUGGGCUGAACAUGUUUGAUGGAACCGAUAGUCAUUACUUCCACUCUGGGUCACGUGGAUAUCAUUGGAUGUGGGAUUCUCGCCUCUUCAACUACGGAAGCUGGGAAGUACUAAGGUUUCUGCUAUCAAACGCAAGAUGGUGGUUAGAAGAAUAUAGGUUUGAUGGGUUCAGAUUUGAUGGUGUGACAUCAAUGAUGUACACGCACCAUGGACUGCAGGUAGCUUUUACUGGAAACUAUAGUGAGUAUUUUGGAUUCACAACUGAUGUAGAUGCUGUUAUUUACUUGAUGUUGGUCAAUGAUGUCAUUCAUGGACUUCAUCCUGAAGCUGUUAGCAUUGGUGAAGAUGUCAGUGGAAUGCCAACAUUCUGCAUUCCUGUUGAAGAUGGUGGUGUGGGCUUUGAUUACCGCCUUCACAUGGCGAUUGCUGAUAAAUGGAUUGAGCUUCUCAAGAAGAGGGAUGAGGACUGGAAAGUGGGUGAUAUUGUUUACACGCUCACCAACAGAAGAUGGUUGGAAAAGUGCGUUGCUUAUGCAGAAAGUCAUGACCAAGCUCUUGUUGGUGACAAGACAAUUGCAUUCUGGUUGAUGGACAAGGACAUGUACGAAUUCAUGGCUUUAGACAGACCAGCAACUCCCCUUAUUGAUCGUGGAAUAGCAUUGCACAAAAUGAUCAGGCUGAUUACUAUGGGAUUGGGUGGAGAGGGAUAUUUGAAUUUUAUGGGAAAUGAAUUUGGACAUCCUGAGUGGAUUGAUUUUCCUAGGGGUGAUCAACAUCUUCCUGGUGGUGAAGUAAUUCCUGGGAACAAUUUCAGUUUUGAUAAAUGCAGGCGAAGAUUUGAUCUUGGGGACGCAGAUUAUCUAAGGUAUCAUGGAAUGCAAGAAUUUGAUCAGGCAAUGCAGCAUCUAGAAGAAACUUAUGGUUUCAUGACUUCUGAGCACCAAUAUGUGUCACGAAAGGAUGAAGGAGAUAGAAUUAUAGUCUUCGAGAGGGGGAACCUUGUCUUUGUCUUUAAUUUUCAUUGGAGCAACAGCUAUUCAGACUACCGAGUAGGCUGCUUGAAGCCAGGAAAAUAUAAGAUUGUUUUGGAUUCAGAUGACCCCUUAUUUGGAGGCUUUUGUAGGAUUGAUCACCGUGCCGAGUACUUCAGCUCUGAUGGGUGGUAUGAUGAUCGGCCCCAUUCUUUCCUAGUAUAUGCACCGUGUCGAACAGCAGUGGUCUAUGCUCUAGCAGACGAUGGACUGGAGACUGACAAACGCUGAUUUGAUUUCAAUCAACCUUUUCCCCAUGCAAUGUUUGUCUUGCUGCACUCUUGGAUAUGGCCCAAAUAUCUAAUGGCUACUAGAAGCAAUUCGAUCCCUGUAAAUUUAAGCCAAGCUUGCAGAGACGAUACAUGAGAAGAACAGGAGUAGACGUACAACAUUCAGCACACAAUUGCAUAUCAUUCCGGAGCACAAGGUAGACCAAUCCUAGGAUCAUAUAUGCGGCAUUUUGUAUGUAUUAUAUAUUGGGAUUGAUAAGAA
Juglans microcarpa x Juglans regia is the source of this 3206-nucleotide messenger RNA. RefSeq names its product 1,4-alpha-glucan-branching enzyme 2-2, chloroplastic/amyloplastic-like. Gene Ontology annotation, molecular function: hydrolase activity, hydrolyzing O-glycosyl compounds; cation binding; 1,4-alpha-glucan branching enzyme activity. NCBI's taxonomy places the organism in Eukaryota, Viridiplantae, Streptophyta, Magnoliopsida, Fagales, Juglandaceae. The coding region runs from base 369 to 2945 and encodes 858 amino acids. The transcript is spliced from 22 exons. Gene Ontology annotation, cellular component: cytoplasm. Gene Ontology annotation, biological process: glycogen biosynthetic process; starch metabolic process. The record is from RefSeq and is a predicted model, not a curated record.